Molecule: messenger RNA, 528 nt
Organism: Protopolystoma xenopodis
Lineage: Eukaryota; Metazoa; Platyhelminthes; Monogenea; Polystomatidea; Polystomatidae
Source: the annotation of a GenBank genome assembly
AUGAUCCUCAGGUUGUUUUCUUUCAAGCAGACUCGAUGCUUUUCUGCGUCAUCAUCAGUUAUGUCAUCAAAACUGACCGUCCGAGAGGCCCUUAACGAAGCGAUCAGGGAGGAAAUGGAGCUUGAUAAAAACAUAAUAUUGCUAGGUGAAGAAGUAGCCCAAUAUGACGGUGCUUAUAAGAUGGGGUUUACUGGUAUGGCCGUUGGAGCUGCUUUUGCUGGCCUCAGACCGAUAUGCGAGUUUAUGACCUUCAAUUUUGCCAUGCAAUCAAUUGACCAAAUUAUUAAUUCUGCCGCUAAAACAUUCUACAUGUCCGCUGGACGAGUCAAUGCACCGGUGGUCUUUCGAGGUCCAAAUGGUAUAUCAGCUGGAGUUGGUGCUCAACACAGUCAGGAUUUUUCUGCUUGGUAUGCGUCAUGUCCGGGCAUCAAAGUUAUAUCCCCAUAUAGCUCUACAGAUGCCAAAGGACUUCUUAAAUCUGCUAUUCGUGAUUCGGAUCCAGGUAGAUUUUUUGAAGUUGUUUCUUAA